Molecule: messenger RNA, 2619 nt
Organism: Suillus plorans
Lineage: Eukaryota; Fungi; Basidiomycota; Agaricomycetes; Boletales; Suillaceae
Exons: 7
Coding region: 1-2619 (872 amino acids)
Biological process (GO): negative regulation of TOR signaling; regulation of cell cycle
Cellular component (GO): TSC1-TSC2 complex
Source: RefSeq, a predicted model, not a curated record
AUGUCGAUAACAGCACUGUCACUCCAAGUCCGCAUAAUAUUGGAAGAGGCUCCAGACGAUGCACGACUGGAACAGGUUCUUCAGGCUGUAGAUGACUUUGUUCGUGAAUGUGCUGCAUCUAAAGAACCAGACGUUUUACUCUUCCAAUUGGAAGAGGAACUCCAAUCAUUCCACAGCGAUACAAUCACCCACAAUUUCCUCCAGUAUACUGAAGUGUUAUUGGCCAUCCUAUUCCGUUUACGCCCCUUGUUAACAUCAAUUUCGCUCAUCUCUACAUGGUUCGACCUGGUCCUUCGUCCCGCCUUGCGAGAACCACGGCUCUCCACUCCGGCUGCCAAUCACGCCAAGGAACUAAUUAUAUCAGCAGCAGUCAAAACAGACGAAAAGUAUCCCGAGAAGGUGGCCAACUUUCGACGUCGCCUCCUUGACCUUUAUGUCUUGGAUGCAUACAAUGAAGGAUCUGGCGAUGACUUGCUGGAGUGGGCCGAACUCGACCAGGAACAGAGGGAGAAAAGAUCGCUGUGGAAGUUCAAUCUAGAAGAUGUCCUCGUGAAGUCUGGGUUGCGGCAGCCUCAGGAUUUCAUGUCCGCAAUAAACCACUCCUUUGCAACACCCUCGUCGCGUCUGCAACUAUUGAUCCUGCUCAAUCGAUACACUUCAGAGCCGUCGUUCCAGUCCCUCGCAGCAGCACUCGCCGACCAUCUUUUGUUGGAUAGUCUCCUCAAUUCACUACUGCUGGACAAUUCUUCGACGGUGUGCACCAUUGGAUUGACUGUCAUAGUCAAGCUUCUCCCUAUCUUUGCUGUAAAAGCAUCUGAGAAGCUGAAGAUGAUGCUCCCUCGUCUUCUUGCAAUUCUUGCAAGAAUUAUAUGCUGGAAGGAAAGAUCCGUUCCCAAACCAGUAUUUGAGGAGGGGGCUGAGGAUACAGACGAAAGUUCUGCGAAUGGCGAUGCGCAAGGAUUAGCGUAUAACGAAUUCACUGCAUCCUGUAACCUGCCCUUACGACCUGAGCUUGGCUGGGACAGGCUGGAGCUCAUGUUUAAUGCCGCAUCUUCCACCCCACCACCUGGGAUUUAUUUUUCCUGCCUCUACUAUCUUUUCCCAUGUAACUUGCUCCGCUUCCUACGUGGCCCCUCAGCGUACCUUAACGAUAGACAAUAUGAAUCUCCCUUCUCUAUUAGUUGGGAAGAUGCUCUCGAUGAGGACAACAUAAGGAGCAAAUCAGAGUCUCUUUUGCGAGGAAGAAUCGUCAAUGCAAGAGUCAUAUGGGGAGAUUGGAGAAAAGAGUUGACAGAACCUGAUACGUGGGCGAAUUACAGUGUCUCUCGCAUCGCGAGCGAGUGCACGAUGCUUGACGUGCGAAACACAGCUCUAGGUAGCAAGCAGUUCUGUGCUGAUAUUGCAUCGACUGCUGCUGAGCCAUCGCUCCUCGAGUCAACUACCAUAUUUGACGGAGAUACUUCAACGGCACCAACGCCCCACCCUGGCUAUGUAGAACUGCCAACUGUAAAACCCCGCGUCUCACUGGAGAGCAUGAUCACGGCAUCCGUUGCACUCAAAUCCAAUCUGGAUGUGGAGAUCGAGGCCCCAACAGCCGCCUGGUCAUCCCUGUUGUUCCCUACAGGGAGCAAUUCUCCGACAAAGCGCGCUUCCGAUAUACCGUCAGAGCCAAAUACUUACAAUGAACAACUUCCAUCUCAUGUUGCACAGGCAAUUUCUGGUCUCCAGCGUGAAGUCCUACUUCUGCGAAAUGAACUUAACUUUGAGCUUUGGCUUUCGCGGGAAAACGUGAAACACAUUGGACGCCUUUACCAAGAUAAGAUUUUGUCCAAAAAUGCAGAAGUUGAGCAACAGGGGCUGUUCAACAAGCUACGACACUACAGAGCCGAGGUCCAGCGGCUAGAUCGCCAGCUGAGGGAUCACAGGGAACAAUCAUCGUCUGCAAAAAACAAAUAUGCUGAUUGGAAUACCGAACUGCAGAACAAGCUGAAAGAGUUUCGGGAGGAGAAGAAGUUAUGGGUCUCUGAAGCUGCUUCGCUACGGACGGCGGAGAAAGAAGCUCAGGCUCUUUUUGCUGCUCAAGGACAAUUGCUCGCGGAUGCAGUAAAGCAGGUAUUUGAGCUUCAGACUCAGAGGAAGGAAACCCAACACAAGGUCGAUCGUCUGAGGGACUAUGAGCGACAGAUUGAUCAGCACGUUCGCAUGCAACGUCUCUGGGAUACAGACUUCCAGAGGUUCAAUGAUCGGGCUGAAGAGCUCCAACAGCUGACAACACAGUUUAAGCAAGUGGAGAUGCAUCUAGAGAGCUAUCAGAAGACAUUCGAACAAAUGAGCGAGGAUGCUCGGUAUGACCAUCGACGACAAAACCAGGCACUAGAGGCCCGUCUUUCUCUACUUCAAAAGAGGUGUGAUGCCUCCCGACGCCUUCCUGAAGCCGAGAUAGCAGCAUUUAUGGAAGAGAAGUCGGAGCUUGCUGCAACCAACGCCAGGUUGAGGGAGGAAAACGCUGAUCUAAAGGACGAGAUGGGGGAGAUGAGAGCAAGGAUGGAGCUUAUGAAGGCUCAGAUUGAUGGACAUAAAGGUCUGAUUGGCGAAACGCGAUCCAUGCCAGCACUAUGA